Messenger RNA from Puccinia triticina, 204 nucleotides. RefSeq lists its product as uncharacterized. The record is from RefSeq and is a predicted model, not a curated record. Bases 1 to 204 code for a protein of 67 amino acids. The transcript has 2 exons. Lineage: Eukaryota; Fungi; Basidiomycota; Pucciniomycetes; Pucciniales; Pucciniaceae.
AUGUCGGGGCUGCUAGCACAACCAACGCUCCCGGGCUAUCAGGUCCCGGGGACCUCCUUGGCGACGACUCCACCUCCGCGUGAUGCGACCCUCUCAAAGAAUAUCCGGCGGCAGAACCACAUUCAGUCGGCCGCAGAAACCCCAGUACCCGGUUUCCAAACACAGGUUCACAAGUUAAUCCUUUUCAUUAUCUAUCCGUUAUAA